Molecule: messenger RNA, 2219 nt
Organism: Ochotona princeps (American pika)
Lineage: Eukaryota; Metazoa; Chordata; Mammalia; Lagomorpha; Ochotonidae
Gene: CASP2
Product: caspase 2
Exons: 11
Coding region: 165-1523 (452 amino acids)
Biological process (GO): regulation of apoptotic process; proteolysis
Molecular function (GO): cysteine-type endopeptidase activity
Source: RefSeq, a predicted model, not a curated record
CGGCGGGGGGCGUAGCCGGCCUGGAGUCGGGGAGGAUCUGCGCGGCUGUAGGGCGCAGGCGCGGGGUGCGUCUGCGGCCGGGGGAGGGAUGCGGAGGACGCGACGGCGGUCUGGGGUUUGUUUGGGUUGUGGGUGGUACGUGCACAGCGAGGUAAAAGCGGGAAAUGGCGGCGCCGAGCGCGGGGUUCCGGCCCAGCCUGCAGCAAAAGGGGCUAAUGGCUGCUGACAGGGGGCGCAGGGUGUUGCCGGUGUGCGGCAUGCAUCCCGACCAUCAGGAAACUCUGAAAAGGAAUCGAGUAGUGCUGGCCAAGCAGCUAUUGCUGAGUGAACUGUUGGAACAUCUCCUGGAGAAGGACGUCAUCACACUGGAAAUGAGGGAGCUCAUCCAGGCAAAAGUGGGCAAUUUCAGCCAAAAUGUGGAACUGCUCAACUUGCUGCCCAAGAGGGGUCCACAGGCUUUUGAUGCCUUCUGUGUGGCGCUGAGGGAGACCAAGCAGGGGCACCUGGAGGAUCUGUUGCUCACAACCCUCUCUGGCCUUCAGUGUGCACACCCACCGUUGAGCUGUGACUACGACUUGAGUCUUGCUUUUCCCGUGUGUGAGUCCUGCUCCCCUCACAAACAGCUCCGCCUGUCAACAGACACUGUGGAACACUCCCUGGACAGCAGAGAUGGCUCCCCCUGCCUUCAUGUGAAGCCUUGCGCUCCCGACUUUUAUCAGACACACUGCCAGCUGGCGUAUAGGUUGCAGUCCAGGCCUCGUGGCCUGGCAUUGGUGCUGAGCAAUGUACGCUUCACUGGAGAGAAAGAUCUGGAAUUUCGCUCCGGAGGAGAUGUGGACCACAAUACCCUAACCACCCUCUUCAAGCUUUUGGGCUACGAUGUGCACGUUCUACAUGACCAGACUGCACAGGAAAUGCGAGAAAAACUUCAGAAGUUUGCACAGUUACCUGCACACCGUGUCAUGGACUCCUGCAUAGUGGCACUGCUGUCGCAUGGUGUAGAGGGUGGAAUCUAUGGUGUAGACGGGAAACUACUUGAGCUACAAGAGGUUUUUCGGCUCUUUGACAACGCCAACUGCCCAAGUCUGCAGAACAAGCCAAAAAUGUUCUUCAUCCAAGCCUGCCGUGGAGAUGAAACCGAUCGUGGAGUUGAUCAGCAAGACGGAAAGAACCAGGCGGGAUCCCCCGGGUGUGAGGAGAGCGAUGCUGGGAAAGAGGAACUGCUGAAGAUGAGGCUGCCUACUCGCUCAGACAUGAUCUGUGGCUAUGCCUGCCUCAAAGGGACUGCAGCCAUGCGGAACACCAAACGAGGUUCCUGGUACAUCGAGGCACUUGCUCAGGUGUUCACUGAGAGAGCUUGUGACAUGCACGUGGCCGACAUGCUGGUCAAGGUGAAUGCCCUUAUCAAGGAGCGUGAAGGCUAUGCCCCAGGCACGGAGUUCCACCGCUGCAAGGAGAUGUCCGAGUACUGUAGCACUCUGUGCCGUCACCUCUACCUGUUCCCGGGACACCCUCCCACGUGAUGCCUCCUCCCUCGUCCCUGCCAGCUGGAGGUGUGAUAGAGCCUUUUGUUCUCCAGGAUGCACGGUUUCUGUCUUUCCCCACUCAGGGAUAUGGGAAUCUCCAGACUUGUUUCCUGUGCCCGUCAUCUCCGCCAUUGAAUAUGAGACUUGAGGCCAGCUCCUUUUGUGUGACACUGUUUCCGUGUAGGCACACUGGCUAGACUGUUUGCCACAGGUGUUUUGGCCACAGUUGAAGAGCCUGGCCAGUGAGUUUAUGAAGAGAACAUGAAAGAGUUCUUCCAUGUUUUUGUUCAGUUCCUGCCCCUGGGGCUUCUAUAGGGAACAGUUCGGGCAUUGCUUUUACUCCCUUAGUUCAGGUGCCUCAGAGAUCAUCUGCUGUCUUUUGUAUUUCCAGUAGGCAUUUUGGUUUGGCUUUGAAGAGGCGAGUGGGAUUGGAGACAGCCUCUGCCGUGUGCAGAAACUGCCUUUGUGGAACAGCAGCCUUCGUACCACCCCACCCACACACCCUCCUUCCUUCUUGGGGCUCCAGGCAUCCAGGCUUUCAGUCGUCACCUCUGGACAUCAUUGAUCUUUGUCCCUAGAAGGCCCAAAGGUCUCGCUGGUCAUCUUUUUGUCUGAGUUUCCUUAUUACUGAAAGCUGCCCGAGCGCCGUGAGCUCUCACCAUGUUUUCUUGAUCUUUCCUGUGUAAUGUUCUU